This is a messenger RNA of Ectocarpus siliculosus, 3491 nucleotides long. NCBI's taxonomy places the organism in Eukaryota, Phaeophyceae, Ectocarpales, Ectocarpaceae. The record is from the annotation of a GenBank genome assembly.
AUGACCGCCGCGGCAACCGAGCUGUUCCCCCACGAUGUCCCGGUGCUGAGAACAUCGUUGGUUAGGCACGGCCUGGUUGAUUUGUCUACUUCGCCACGGGCAAGGAAGGCUCCCGCAGGGCCGGCUUCCUCGCAAGACUUGGCAGCAGGAGAUAGGGGAGAGGAACAAUGGACGAAAGCAGCAGCGGCGGGUGGCAACUCUGGCUUCCAGGCACUGGUCGGGGUCAACAGCGUCGUGGUCGGGCACGUCCGAGCGGCCGAAGAGCUACGAGCCUCCUUGCGUUCCCCUCCUUCUCCGCGAGACCUCCAAAAGAUCCGAGCGCCAGGGACACCAACCCGCCGAGGCGAGCAGCCAAAGAGCGCGGAAGAGCGGCUGCGAAAGCGGUCGGUUUCUCUCCGAACCGAUUCCCCUUCCGCACAGGCGGCGGCAUCCUCUAGACGGCAGCGGGCGGGCUCCGCGGCGAGCAUAGCGGCGACGUUGGCGAUGGCGGCUGUGCGAAGAGGAGACCGGCCCUACUAUGUCGGAGCUGCUGGCGGGGCGUCAAGGGGCAGUCCGGAGCAGACGCCGCAACCGACGGAGGGGGUAAGCAUGGCAAACCUGCUCGACAUUGCCGUCAGCCUCUUCGGCAGCGGUGACGGGGCGGGUGGCCGGGGAGGGCGGCACAGCAUUGACGGGGAUGGCAGCAGCAAGAGUAGCGGCGUGGUCAAGAGCAAGAAGAAGGAAGAAAAGCUGGUGACUUUUACAGUGGACGUGCACACGGGGGGCUCCAUGACGCUGGGAGUGACGGUUAAGGAGCUCGGGGGCGGCGCCGUCUUCGUCGAGGAUGUUCGCAAGCUGCCCGGAGGAUCCUCCGGACCAGCCGAGCUGGCCGGCAUCCUUGUCGGAGACGUUAUCCUUGGCAUCAACUACGAACCGCUGGAGAAGGGUUUGGUCCAUACGUCAACUCGUCUGGCGGAAGCCAUCGCCCUGGCGGGUUUUGUAAAACUCCAGAUUUCACGAUGUGUUCGCUCUAAGAGCUGGCGGCAGUCUCUCCCCCGGAAAGACUGCGCUCUCGUCUCGGAGCUCAUGUGGCGAACCGCGCAGCUCAGGAAAGCCGGCAGUGCGGAACGCCACAGCAUCGCGGGGUUGGUUCUGCAGCGCAUGGCGUGGGAGGAGGGAACGUCCCGAGCGCUGGCCCCUCUUUUGGCGACCACGCCUCCAGUCGAUUCGUCGCUGGAAUCCGCGGCUUCUGCUCUGCUGGAUUCACUUGUUUUGGAGGCGAAGGGCUUAAGAAAAGCCAUCGAUGUUCGAUGCUUGCACACCAGGACGAUAGUAGAAACAGUCGAGGUGCCGUCGGUGUGGGGCCCGACGUCGUCAGAAGUGGCGUCAUCGGACGCGAAGGCGGCGCCGCCGGAGGCCGCGACUCCGGCCAGCACCCGCGCGACCGUCCGCUUCGUGGUGAGGGUGGAGGACGUCGGGACCGGGCGCCAGUGGCUGGUUUUCCCUCACUACGGCGACCUGAGCGCGCUCCGCCAGGAGCUCCUCGCGAUGUGGCCGCCGAUAGCCGACCUGCCGUUCCCGGCGAAGCGCUCCUCCGUUUCGAGGGCGGCGGCGGCGGAGACGGCAGAAACGGAGGAAACGGUGGUCGAGGAGCGGGUGGUUAGGCUGGAGGCGUUCUUGGACGGGGCGCUCUCCUUGCUCGGGAUGUACGUUUCGAUUGAUCCGAGGUGCUCCGGUGCCCUGCAUAUCGUCCAGGACUUCCUUGGGAGGCCGGAAGAUCUUUUCAACGCCGACCUCGCGCUUUCUCCAGCUCUGCGCGACCAAAAGCGCGCGGAGCUGCUGCUGUACAGGCUGCUCAACCAAGCCGACUCUCCGGCCGCUAGGAUGAAGCACUUGCUGAUGCGAGACUUCGAGAGCGAUACCUCUCUCGCCCCGGAUGUGGAUUCGCUCAUGAAGUGCGCGUCUUCGCGUCUUCGACGUCUGCAGGAUUUCGUGCUAGAUCACCACGAGGAGCAGCUGUCUUCGUGCGCGUACACUACGAGCGAAACAAGGGAAGCCAUCGUGCGGAAGGCCGUGCGGAGACAGGUGGAGCUUUCUCUUUAUCUUCCGCUGCGGCGCUGUCUCUGGAAGGAGCUAACGUGGCGAAUUCGGGACCCGGCGAGAAAGCUCGAGCGAGCCAUCCAGGCAUUGCGCCGCUCCCCGCCGGCAGUGUUCGGUUUGGAAACCCUGGGCGUUCUCGCGUCGAAGGAGUGGGGUCCUGUGAAGGAAGUCAUGGGGCAAGCAACGAGGAAUGUGCUUCCUACGGAUCAGAUCGAUGGUCUUCGCCGGGCGGCCGAGCACCUAACAGCGCUCCACGCGUCCCUCCAGCUGAACGCUUGUUGCGACAAUGGUGAUGCCAGCACCGACGCCACGGAUAGCUCUUGCAACGGACGUUCUGGCAGCAGCGGUGCCUUGAGCGUCGACUCCAGAAGGGCAAGCUUGAAACUGUACAGUCGGGAGGAUGGGAAGGGAGAGGCUGGGGAGGAAGACGGGGAAGAGGGCAGCGUUCGUGCCGAGGGUGCGACCGCCCCUACGCAUGGGACUUUGUGUCCCGAGGAGGGCGAAUUCGGAAUCCGAGAGAGAGAUAGCAACGGCCUCCGCCUGGGCGGGAGGCCAGAUCGACAAACGCGUGCGGUCAGCGACAGUUUCACCGGCGAUGGUGGUAGGGCGACGAAUGACGUCGCCAGCGAUUCGGAUGGCCCAAGUUCUGCACCGGCGCUGUCGUUGGCGGAUGAGGAACAACGGUUAAACGUAGUGCAAGAACUCGUCGAGGAUGAUCUCUGCUGGCAAGCGCAGUGUGUACAAGACGAGGACAUCGCUACCGAAGAGGUGGAUCGGGAAGCCUUGCGCCCCAACUUCAACAGCAGCAGGAGCUGGAGUGCCCUGUCUACAUCCCAUGACAUCAGCCCAACGGCUGCGAAAAGCUCAACCUCAAGCUGGGAUAGUAUCGGAGGCUUGAACGAGGGUGCGGCUCCUGGGGAGAGCGAUGGCGAAGGGGAAGGCGCUGAAGAGGGCAUGGAAGACCACCCGGAGGUAGCGCCGCCGGCAACACAGCCGUCCGACCAGGCCAUGGGCGCGGACGACUUCUUGCCUUUGUUCGCCCUUGUGCUGGUACACUCGGCGCCGUUAGAUCUGCUCUUGCCUCAGACGAUGCUCACCCACCUGAUGGACUUGGACGGAAGCUUGUCGGAGGCAGGGUACCUCGUCGCCACCUUGGAGGCCGCCGUCUCCUUCAUCACACAGGUUCAUGCAUCGAGCUUAAGCGCGGACGGAAAUCAAGACUCCUCCCCAUAGAGAAGCGGUACUCUUUUUCGGAAGGGGAAUUGCCGUUGAGGGAUGUUGUCUCUCUUACCCUCUUUUCGGCUCACCUGAAGUACUGCCUAAGUCGACAUUGAGGGAAGGCGACACCGACACAUCGAUGGUGUCUUUGCGAGUCUUGCACAGCAACCCGCUGGGUUCGCGCACGUGCCCUG